Trichechus manatus latirostris (Florida manatee) is the source of this 1806-nucleotide messenger RNA. It is a transcript of the gene MAGEE2, whose product is annotated as MAGE family member E2. The transcript has a single exon. The record is from RefSeq and is a predicted model, not a curated record. Gene Ontology annotation, cellular component: nucleus. Gene Ontology annotation, biological process: negative regulation of transcription by RNA polymerase II. Lineage: Eukaryota; Metazoa; Chordata; Mammalia; Sirenia; Trichechidae. The coding region runs from base 164 to 1744 and encodes 526 amino acids.
CAGGUGCUUGUGUAGGAAAAUCGCCUUCUCAUCAGCUCUCACUCCACAUCCACACAGUUCCUGGACCCCGGCUUCUGCUUUUGUUUCGGGUCGCCGACGCAUCAACCGUUCUCUCUCCGACGGAUCGCUGGCCUGCGGGUUCCUGCUCCUGUCUCCCGGAACCAUGUCUCCGGUAAGCCAGAAUGCUCGCGGUGGCAACGCAGAGACCACUGCAGAUUCCAGCGACCGCCAGGAUGAAAUGCAGGCUCCUAACAUUUCUGGGCCCCCUACCUCCAUGCUAGUCGCUGACGCCCCCCAGGGCCUUGGAGGCCCUCAGGCCCCAAUCUACCCUCAAGGUGCCAGCGAUUCCCUGGCCCCGCAGGACCCGAAUGACCUCGAGGUCCUGAUCGAUGAGCAGUCCCGACGUUUGGGAGCUCUCAGGUUCCACGACCCUCUAGAAGACAGGUCGAUUGCUCUGGUGAAUUUCAUGCGAAUGAAAAGCCAAACUGAGGGGUCUAUCCAGCAGACAGAGAUGCUGGAAUUCCUCAGAGAAUACUCAGAUCAGUUCCCUGAAAUCCUCAGACGUGCCUCAGCCCACCUGGAUCAGGUCUUCGGGUUGAACCUGAGGGUUCUUGAUCCCCAGGCCCACACCUACAACCUGAUUAGCAAACGGGAUCCCCAGACCACAGGUCCGUUGGCAGAGUCCCUGGACAUACCCAAGGCAAGUCUUCUGGUGUUGAUCCUGGGCCAUAUCCUCCUGAAUGGCAACCGGGCAAGAGAGGCCUCCAUUUGGGACCUUCUGUUAAAGGCUGAUGUGUUGAAUGAGUCCCAGAGGAUCAACAAUCUCUUUGGGAGCACAAGGAACCUCCUCACUACUGACUUUGUACGCAUGCGGUUCUUGGAGUACUGGCCGGUAUAUGGCACUAAUCCCCUCGAAUUUGAGUUCUUGUGGGGCUCUAGAGCCCACAGGGAAAUCACAAAGAUGGAGGCCCUGAAAUAUGUGGCAGAAGCCCAUGAUGAAGAACCCUGGAGCUGGCUAGAGGAAUAUAACAAGGCUCUGGAAGCUGACAAGGCCAAAGAAAGAAGCCAGGUUGCUGGCUUAGAGUUCUGGUCAGAGGACACUAUGAAUGAUAAGGCAAAUGAUUUGGUCCAGCUAGCCAUUAAUGUCACAGAAGAACUUCUGCCUAUACAUCAGGAUGAGCUAUUGGCUCAUACUGGCAAAGAAUUUGAGGACGUGUUCCCAAAUAUCCUCAGCCGAGCUACCCUAAUCCUGGAUCUAUUCUAUGGGUUCUCUCUGAUUGAGGUUGAUACCAGUGAGCACAUUUAUCUCCUUGUUCAGCAACCAGAAUCAGAAGAAGAGCAAGUAAUGCUAGAGAGCCUGGGGAGACCCACUCAAGAAUAUGUGAUGCCGAUCCUGGGUUUAAUCUUCCUGAUGGGCAAUCGUGUCAAAGAGUCCAAUGUCUGGAACUUGCUUUGUAGAUUCGGAAUGGAUAUAGGGAGAAAGCAUGCCAUCACCUGUAAGCUUAUGAGGCAGCGCUAUCUGGAAUGCAGGCCGCUGUCUUACUCUAAUCCAGUUGAAUAUGAGCUUCUGUGGGGUCCCCGAGCUCACCUUGAAACAACCAAAAUGAAAGCUUUGGAGUACAUGGCCAGGCUCUACAGAAAGCGACCACAGGACUGGCCAGAGCAAUACAGGGAGGCUGUUGAAGAUGAGGAGGUCAGAGCCAGAUCUGAGGCAACUGCCAGGUUCUUCUUUGGCCCUGUGUGAAAUCUGGUGAAGAUGUAUAACUUCAGUUAAGUGGUGUCAUUUAAAAGGGCCCUGGAAAAUGG